AUGGAGAUCCCGCCGACCCAUGCGCCUGCCUCGCGGGCCGCCUCCGUGGUCGAGAACUGCAUCAACUACCAGCAGGGCACCCCGCACCAGGUGUUCCUGGUGGGCGCCGUGGAGCGGGCCAGCCUGGAGGACAUUCCAGGAAAGGGACAUAAGUAUCAUCUAAAAUUUUCUCUGGAAGAAAUCAUCAAAAAGCAAGUUACCGUGAACUGCACCGCAGAGGUGCUUUAUCCGCCAGAAGGGCAGGACACAGCCCCCGAGGUCAACUUCACAUUCGAAGGAGAGGUCGGGAAGAACCCAGAUAAAGAGGACGACACAUUCUACCAAAGACUGAAGUCCACCAAGGAGCCACUGAAUGCACAGAAUAUUCCAGACAAUUUUGGGAAUAUCGCUCCAGAAAUGGAGCCAGUUCGACAUUUAGGCUGGGUCGCCUGUGGUUAUAUCAUAUGGCAGAACUCUACCGAGAACACGUGGUACAAGAUGGCCAGGAUCCAAACUGUCAGACAAGUGCCGAGAAACGACGACUUCAUCGAGCUGGAUUAUACCCUUCUCCUCCACGACAUCGUGUCUCAGGAGAUCAUCCCAUGGCAGAUGCAAGUUCUCUGGCACCCGCAGUAUGGCACGAAGGUCAAACAUCACAGCCGCCUGCCCAAGGCCGCAGAACCGCAGUGAGGAGGGACGG
Sorex fumeus (smoky shrew) is the source of this 679-nucleotide messenger RNA. RefSeq names its product latexin (gene LXN). Lineage: Eukaryota; Metazoa; Chordata; Mammalia; Eulipotyphla; Soricidae. The record is from RefSeq and is a predicted model, not a curated record. The transcript has 6 exons. Gene Ontology annotation, molecular function: metalloendopeptidase inhibitor activity. The coding region runs from base 1 to 669 and encodes 222 amino acids.